ACAAGUUAGAAUAGGUAGAAUGAGUUUUGGUUCUGCAUAUUUUCCAACAUUGGCUGUUGUGGUCACAUGGCUGCUUUCGCUCCAUAAGGAUGCUUGUUUGUCAGGAUGUGAAAACAACCGACUGGUUUCAGGAAUGGCCAGAUUCCUAUGUGAAGCACAUCUACAGUUCAGAGGACAGGAGUGCACAGAGGCACCUGAGCAGCUGGGCCAUGCGCAAUACCAACAACCACAACUCUCGCAUCUUGAAGAAGUCCUGCCUGGGAGUAGUCGUUUGCAGCCAGGACUGUUCUGCUGAGGAGGGAAGGAAGAUCUAUCUGAGACCAGCCAUCUGUGACAAAGCCCGGCAGAAGCAGCAGAGAAAACGAUGUCCUAAUUGUAACGGGCCUUUGAAACUCAUUCCUUGCCGCGGCCACGGGGGCUUCCCGGUCACCAACUUCUGGAGGCAUGAUGGACGUUUCAUCUUUUUUCAGUCAAAAGGGGCACACGACCAUCCAAGGCCAGAAACAAAAUUAGAGGCAGAAGCGAGACGGUCAAUGCAGAAAUCCCACAUGGCAUCUUCUUCCUCCUCUACUGCCCCUCCAAAGCUGAAGAAGAAUCCAGGGACAAAGUCCCUACCAGGUGAAACCCAAAGUCAAGAAAGUUUACCUUUAACUUGGUCUUACCAGGAAGGCUUCCAAUUGCCUGGUAAUUUUAAUGGGCAUUUAAUCGAUAACAUACCCCAGAAGAAGUCACUGAAUAAUUGCCUUUCACUUACCAAGAGUUAUUAUUUUGAAAGAACACCUCAGCUUGUAGAGCCCUUGGUGGACUCAGGGCCCACUAAAAUCUAUGAAAAAUGCAAACUGACCGCUAGUCGGAUUUGCACCAGUGGAGAAUUGCUUCAGCCGUCUCUCUCAGGGGUCUACUCGGAUUAUGGAGAUCUUCAGAACUGGAAUAGGAAUACAGGCCUGGGGGGACCUCCAGAUCAUGACAGUUGCUGUCCUGGUUAUCCUUUCCCUUUAACCAGUUGGCCUUGUGAGCUCUCACCUCCACUGAGCUGUAUGGAAGCAGGCAACCAGCAGCUGCCCAGUGAGAUGUCAAUUGUCAAAGCUAGCUACCACCCAUUCAGGCCCACCUCGGCCCUGUCUGGGAGUGACCUGUAUGAAGAGAAGCUGCACAUGGAUUUUAAUGGCUAUUUCCCCACUGCUAGGUACCACUUCCCUCAGGAAGACCCUUUUCUCCUUAGCUACACCCCUCACCACCAAUACUCACUUCCAACCAAGGGGAGCAAAUGGGACUUUGAUGAAGAAGUGAAAUGCAUGACUUUGGAUCAUGACAACAGUGAAACAUUUCUAAACAUCUAUCCUUUAAGAUGAUGCCAGGGACUGACCUCACUUAUCUCCUCCCUACCCCCAAACCUCCCACUAAAACAUAACCAAACAAAAACUUGCUUUGGGAAACUUUGACACAGAUGUUUCCAGGGAACAGAAGUAACCACAGAUAAUCUGUACUAUGAAAGGGACCUAUAGGAAGUUCUUACUUCUCUCUACUAAUCUUUUAGGCACAUCCCUUAUCCCCAGUGGGGUACAGAAUCUACUGGGUUGGCCCAAGCCCAGCUCCAGGAAUUAAAUGACCUCUGGGUUUUGGGGUUUUUUUUGUACAUCAAAACUUUAACAUCCACCUGUUAGCUCCUCAUAUCUGGUUACUUCCCAUUGUCCUUGACACAUCUAAUACUUCAGACCCAACACCAUUAUUCAGUAUUUUUGUCAAUGUCUGCUUGAAAGAGGCAUGGUUGAGAGAAGGAAGGGACAGAUGGGGAGGGAAUAGAGAUUAUAUUAUCCAAAGCUUUUAAAAUAGUAUCUUAUCCUACAUUUAGAUAGUAAAAUAUUGUUGUUUGUCCUAGAGAUUUGUUGGACAGAAUUUUGUUUCACACUCUGCUAAAAAUAAAUAAAUA
Trichosurus vulpecula (common brushtail) is the source of this 1930-nucleotide messenger RNA. It is a transcript of the gene GCM1, whose product is annotated as glial cells missing transcription factor 1. The coding region runs from base 90 to 1352 and encodes 420 amino acids. Gene Ontology annotation, biological process: cell differentiation involved in embryonic placenta development; regulation of transcription by RNA polymerase II; gliogenesis. The transcript has 5 exons. The record is from RefSeq and is a predicted model, not a curated record. Lineage: Eukaryota; Metazoa; Chordata; Mammalia; Diprotodontia; Phalangeridae. Gene Ontology annotation, molecular function: DNA-binding transcription activator activity, RNA polymerase II-specific; RNA polymerase II cis-regulatory region sequence-specific DNA binding. Gene Ontology annotation, cellular component: nucleus.